Messenger RNA from Capronia coronata CBS 617.96, 1728 nucleotides. RefSeq lists its product as uncharacterized. Gene Ontology annotation, biological process: regulation of DNA-templated transcription. NCBI's taxonomy places the organism in Eukaryota, Fungi, Ascomycota, Eurotiomycetes, Chaetothyriales, Herpotrichiellaceae. Gene Ontology annotation, molecular function: DNA-binding transcription factor activity. The record is from RefSeq and is a predicted model, not a curated record. The coding region runs from base 1 to 1728 and encodes 575 amino acids. The transcript is spliced from 2 exons.
AUGAGUUAUUCUGCCGCGCAGUCUACUAUGACCCAUCUCAAUACCACCAUGGACCCUGACUACGAUUCUUUCCUCAAUCUCGAGAAUGACUUUACUCCUGCGUCGGCUUCCCCUCGCAUCAAGUCAGUCCCGAUGCUGACGCCUCAGUCUACGAUCACAAAUUCCGCCGCCACGUUUGCUUCGAGCUCGACUCCCCAAACCUUCCCCGGACCCAGUUUUCAAUACGAUGCUUAUCAUCAACAAACUGGUAUCCCAGUCGGCGCACUAGCCAAUACUUUCAACAUCAAUAAGGCGAACGGCUUAUACUAUCACGAAGGCAAUGGAGGAUUUAUCAUGCCCACGGAGACAUUGAACAUGCCAUUGAGUAACCUCGACGACUUCGACUUCUCUCGCAAUCCAUCCGACAUGGACUUUGAGGCCGAUUCUCCGAACGACGUUCCGACCAUGUUCACUGGCGAUCACUCAGCCGGUCAAGCCCAAUUUGUCAGCCCAACUACAUUGUUGACCCAGAACAGCACGUCUACUCCUACCUCACGCAUCUAUCCUGGCAUGCAUAGCCAGCAGGCCGCCCUGGCAAAGGCCCAGGAGGCGCAGAGGAAGGAGCGAAUGGCCCGUCAAGAGCAACAGCAACAGCAACAACGUCCGCAUGGACAGAAGCCUCUGCCAGGUCCUAUGCCUACCAAAUCGCCACAGGUGAAGGAUCCUUUGGUAGAAGAGAGUAUCACAAAGGUGUUGAAUCGCAUGAGACAAGCCAGCGUCGCUUCCACAGCGGACGAGGAGAAGACCCCAUCUUCCGGCACAUCCAGCAUGCCGCGUAUCAAGAAGGAUGAGGACGACAUGGAUGAAGACGAACGGCUCCUGGCUAGCGAGGAGGGGAAGAAACUCUCCAGCAAGGAACGCCGUCAGCUUCGAAACAAGGUUUCUGCUCGUGCGUUCCGUUCUCGCAGAAAAGAAUACAUUGGUCAGCUCGAAGGCGAAGUUGCCGCGAAAGUGCAGGAAGCCAACGAUCUCCGUGCCCAGAACCAACAACUCCGGGAAGAGAACAACCGGCUCACCGACCUCACGCGCAUGCUCCUGUCUUCUCAGGCCUUUGCAGGGUUCCUUCAAGAGCUUAGCCAGUCUGGCAUGCCGCCACCCAACAUUCACGGCAACAGCCAGCAGCAAAAUCCUGUCCAGUCGCAGCCCCAACCUCAACCGACCAGGAAGGACUUUGGUGCUCAUGAGGCAACGCACCAUAUGCACAACCCGCAACCUCAAGUCGGUAUGGCUCUCAUUCCGGAUACCCCUGUCGACUUCAACUCGUUGCAAUCCUCGACUUCUUGGAUGACUCCUCUUCCCACCAAUGACUUCCAGGUCUACGCCGUGACUGAAUUGCCUGAGCCUCCGGUGCUGGACUUAUCCGCUCUAUCUGGGAAAGGAAGCCAUAACAGCAGCACCUCGAUACCCUCCAAAGAUGUUCCGCAAUUACACGAUACCGCUCUAUUUUUCGACAGCUGCCCGUCAGAACCGAACGCGCCACAGGUCGAUGAUUCGGUAGUCUUAGAUCAGGAAGCUUUCACUUUGUACUUUGAUUCAAGCGCCACUGUUUCCGACGACACUGCUCAUACUGUUCCCCCAUCAACGGAAGAGCUUUCAGAGGAAGAGUGUCUGGCGAGACUGAACAACUGGUGUUUUGCUCUUGAUGAGGUCUGUAAUAGGCUCGCUUACUUCACUUCACACAUGGACUAA